Molecule: messenger RNA, 1098 nt
Organism: Akanthomyces muscarius
Lineage: Eukaryota; Fungi; Ascomycota; Sordariomycetes; Hypocreales; Cordycipitaceae
Exons: 1
Coding region: 1-1098 (365 amino acids)
Cellular component (GO): mitochondrion
Molecular function (GO): amidinotransferase activity
Source: RefSeq, a predicted model, not a curated record
AUGAGAGUUCCCGCCAGUUCCGCCAGCACCAUCUCUCGAGCUGCAUCAAAGCCGAAGCUCAUCGAUGCCGACGACGAGUGGUCGCCGCUCAAGGCCGUCAUCGUCGGCCGCGCGGAGCACUCGUGCUUCCCCAGCGAGCCACGGCACCUGACGCGAGCAUUUGUGCCCCCACGGUACCUGGAUGAGUUCCGGCCGCACAAUCCGUUUCCCGCCGAGAUUGUCGACAACGCGCAGUGGGAGCUCGACAACUUUGCCGACGUGCUGCGGCAGCACGGCGUGACCGUGUACCGGCCGGACGAGGUCGACUGGCUCAAGCACGGCGGGUACACGGGCGCCAUGCCGCGGGACCGGCUCCUGACGGUGGGCAACACGCUCAUCGAGUCGAUCCCGGCGUGGCAAUGCCGGCAGCGGGAGAUUGAGCUGGGCUUCAGCACCAUCCUCAGCCAGCUGUCGCACCCGGAGGAGGCGGCGUGGCGCGUCUUCCGGCAGCCAACGCUACAUGGGCGCGACACCAUCUACGACGGCAAGGACAGGGACGACUUUGACUCGACGCGCGACUGGGCCAUUAACAACAGCCGCCCCGCGUUUGACGCGGCCGACUUUAUGCGCCUGGGCAAGCACAUCAUCGGACAGAUCAGCCACGCCACAAACCAAAAAGGCGUCGACUACCUGCGGGCGGUGCUGCCGGAGGGUUACACGCUGGAGCUGAUCAAGCCCGAUAUUCCAAAUGUGUUUCACAUUGACACGACCAUCCUGCCGCUGCGCAAGGGCCUGCUCGUGUACAAUCCGCAGUACAUUCGCGAGGACGAGCUGCGCGGCCUCAAGGCGCUCGAGGGCUGGCAGCUGCACGCGUACCCGUUGUGGCCGCGGGAUCCCGGCCCGCCCAACGGCCCUGAGCAGUACAUGGCGUCGCGCUGGCUGGUGCUCAACGGGCUGAGCCUGGAUGACAAGCACAUCUUUGUCGAGGAAAAGGCGACUGAGUUUGCGGGAUGGAUCAAGGAAAAGUUUGGCAUCGAGGCGAUCCUGCUGCCGUUUGCGCACGUGAACAGCAUUGGCGGGUCGUUUCACUGCGCAACGGUUGAUCUGGUGCGGGGAUAA